AUGAUGUUGUCUCCGAGAUUGAAGUUUUGGGAGAUGUACUUCAAGAUAGCAAUUUUGGAAGCUCCUUUGCGCUCCUUGAUUUCAGUAAUAGCAGCGACGACCAUGUUGAUGUAUGGUGGAUGGGUAGAUGGAGCUCUGGCCUUAGCGACCUUAGUUGGCUUGUCAGCCUUUGGGGUCUUUGGGGCUUUUUUGGCUUUUGGGGACUUGGCUGGAACAGCAGCUGGGGUAGCUUCAACAGCGAGGGAUGCGACGGCGGUGUCGGACAUGAUGAUGAUGAUUUACACUUGGAAAGUGAUGGUGGAUGGUGUGUCGCCACCUUCUAUAUGA
Molecule: messenger RNA, 327 nt
Organism: Caenorhabditis remanei
Lineage: Eukaryota; Metazoa; Nematoda; Chromadorea; Rhabditida; Rhabditidae
Exons: 1
Coding region: 1-327 (108 amino acids)
Source: RefSeq, a predicted model, not a curated record